This is a messenger RNA of Aspergillus tanneri, 996 nucleotides long. RefSeq names its product deubiquitinase OTU2. The transcript has a single exon. Gene Ontology annotation, molecular function: cysteine-type deubiquitinase activity. Lineage: Eukaryota; Fungi; Ascomycota; Eurotiomycetes; Eurotiales; Aspergillaceae. The record is from RefSeq and is a predicted model, not a curated record. The coding region runs from base 1 to 996 and encodes 331 amino acids. Gene Ontology annotation, biological process: protein deubiquitination.
AUGGACGAGUUGUUAUCCAAACACCGCAAGGAACAAAAAGACCUCCAAGCACGGAUCACGCAGAAGAAAAAAUCCGCCACGAAAAAGACCCGUCGAGGAGUAAACGAAGAAUGCGACCGACUACAACGAGAACUUUCUGAACGCCAUCAGGUUGAAAUCGCUGAGUUAAACGGCGGGUCGACGUCGAAUCCUGUCGAUGGUCUCCAGGAACUGAGUCUUAAUGCUUCGGGCGACGACGAGAAUACAGACGUAGGCAGAAGAACAUCGGAUACCUCUCCAAAUGAACAGUCAACUACGGAUAGCCCGUCGGACAACCCGGCCUCUCCGCAGUCAGCAGCAGCGUUGGACGCUCCGCGUCAGAGGAAGCCGAAUCGUCAGAAGGCGCGACUGGCGCGCCGCGCUGCUGAACAGGCCGCUCAGGCUGAAAUAGCCGCAGAGGAGGCUGCCAAACAAACAGAUCGUCGUGGGAAUGAGAAGGAGGUCAUGGAUGCAGUUUUUAAGCGGUUAGGGUUGAAAGAGGUCGAAAUUAACCCAGAUGGACAUUGUCUCUACUCGGCGAUUGCCAGCCAGCUGGAGGAGUCUGGACUCGGGUUGAGACCCGACCCGAAACGAAUUGUCUUGCAACCUCCUACUCAGGCCCGCGUGGAUACGGUGACUUCGUCGAAACAUGAUGGGUACAGGGCGGUCAGGGCGGUGGCGGCCGACUAUAUCACGGAACAUAAAGAUGACUUUGAGCCAUUCAUGGAAGAACCGUUAGACCAAUACACGCGAAAAAUCAAGCUUACGGCGGAAUGGGGAGGGCAGCUGGAGCUACAAGCUAUCGCAAGGGCAUACGGGGUCGAAAUCAACGUCAUACAAGGAGAUGGACGGAUUGAAAAAAUAGAACUAGGCGACGAUAUCUCAGAUGGAGAAAACAAGCGCAUUAUAUGGCUGGCGUAUUAUAGGCAUACAUACGGGCUUGGAGAGCAUUACAACGCACUUGUAAAACAGCUCUAA